Cyanidioschyzon merolae strain 10D is the source of this 987-nucleotide messenger RNA. Its product is annotated as CDK-activating kinase. Gene Ontology annotation, cellular component: transcription factor TFIIK complex; cytoplasm; nucleus. The transcript has a single exon. The record is from RefSeq and is a predicted model, not a curated record. Gene Ontology annotation, molecular function: ATP binding; cyclin-dependent protein serine/threonine kinase activity; RNA polymerase II CTD heptapeptide repeat kinase activity. Bases 1 to 987 code for a protein of 328 amino acids. Gene Ontology annotation, biological process: positive regulation of transcription by RNA polymerase II; protein phosphorylation. Lineage: Eukaryota; Rhodophyta; Bangiophyceae; Cyanidiales; Cyanidiaceae.
AUGCUUCAACCAGUGGAACGAUAUGAAAAGCAACGGGUUCUUGGGCAGGGUACCUACGGUGUGGUGUAUCUGGCGAUCGAUCGCUGUACUGCGCAGCCUGUGGCACUCAAGAAAGUUCGCCUCGCGGACUACACAGCAGGUCUGUCGAUGACAGCGUGGCGAGAGUUGCGCCUUCUACCAGAACUGGGUGGCCAUCCGAACGUCAUCGCGCUCCUGGACGUAUUUAGCACCAAAUCUUCGGAGCUGUACCUGGUCUACGAGUACUGCGAAACCGAUCUGGAGCAUUUGAUCACCGAGCGUAACCUCAUGUUGAGUCAGGGCGACAUCAAAAGCUGCCUCCGGCAGCUGCUGGAGGGCGUCGCGGCCUGCCACGAAAACUGGGUAUUGCACCGGGACCUCAAGCCGAGCAACGUACUGGUUACUACCGACGGGGUGCUGAAACUGGCUGAUUUUGGACUCGCUCGCGUCUAUGCUGAACCGGACCUCGGAACAGAGGGCGGGCGCCGAAUGACCCAUCAGGUGGUGACGCGAUGGUACCGAGCACCAGAGUUGCUCUUCGGGGCGACCGCUUACGGGCCCGCGGUCGAUAUCUGGGCCGUUGGAUGCAUAUUCGCGGAGCUCAUGCGCCGUGUACCCUUUCUGCCUGGACAGAAUGACCUUGACCAGCUGGGGAAGAUCGCGGCAACCUUGGGAGCGCCCACUCCGGACCAGUGGCCCGGAGUGGAUGCCUUGCCCGCGUACCUUCCGUUCAAGUCGGUCCAGCGACAGCCGCUGGCGGACUUGUUUCGCGCAGCCCCGCCCUCAGCCAUUGAUCUGCUGUCGCGGAUGCUUGCACUGAACCCCAACGAGCGUAUUUCAGCGCGAGAUGCGCUGGAACAUGCAUUCUUCCAUACGGGUGCAGCGGAGAGCGACCCGCGCGAGCUUAUGGUUCGAUGGCGGAAAGCACAAGCCCAUCGAAGAGCGGCGAAAACGGAGCGACACUCCUAG